Messenger RNA from Ascochyta rabiei, 501 nucleotides. RefSeq lists its product as uncharacterized. The record is from RefSeq and is a predicted model, not a curated record. Lineage: Eukaryota; Fungi; Ascomycota; Dothideomycetes; Pleosporales; Didymellaceae. The transcript is spliced from 2 exons. The coding region runs from base 1 to 501 and encodes 166 amino acids.
AUGUCAUUCACCAACAAGCUAGACCCGAGUUCAGCUGCAUUCAUUCCAAAUUCCAACAACCAGUCUGAAACUAUCGAGGCAGAUUACAUGAAUUUCCUUGGCAUGGACUUCACGUCUAGCUUCCCCGAACUGGCAAUGAAUAUCGAGCCAUGCAUCUCAGACCCGCAUCCUCACAAACAAGAGCCCUUUCCUUCUGAGCAAUUCACGAGUCAACGACAGCAAGGCUCCUCGGUAUUUGGUGUCCCUGCAAUUACACUCGAAAAGGUUCAGAUGGAUAUGUACGCCGCAUUCACGUCUUUCAUGCAACUCCAGAACGAGUAUCAGACUAAAUUGCAACAUGUAGAGAGAGAGCUUGCAAGGAACGUCCAGGAAGCCCACGACUUACGUCAAGAUGUGGAUGUACUGUCGAACUGGGCCAAGGCGGUGCUUAAUCAUUUCGGACAUGAAGGAACUACAAAGGAGACCGAGGCUGUGUCCAAAGAUCAGAAUUCUGUGGUCUGA